Messenger RNA from Papaver somniferum (opium poppy), 990 nucleotides. RefSeq lists its product as uncharacterized. The transcript has 5 exons. The record is from RefSeq and is a predicted model, not a curated record. Lineage: Eukaryota; Viridiplantae; Streptophyta; Magnoliopsida; Ranunculales; Papaveraceae. The coding region runs from base 1 to 990 and encodes 329 amino acids.
AUGGACUCUUUCAUUUUAGGGAUUGCAAAUUCAUGCGGAUUAGAUAGAUUUCUAUUUACAUCUGACUGGGAAGAAAGAUGCAUCUCAAUUAUUCAAUACAGAUUGAAGAGGACAUUCUCAGAUCGUGCUCCAAUCCUUCUUGACUGCAAUGCAGAUAAGAUAAAUGAAAAAGAAAAAAAUUACUACAAGAAUUUUUUCAGUGAAGAUACUCCUCACAGGCCAAAGUUUGAUGGCUUAGUGGUUCCAUCUAUAUCUGUUCAACAUGCUAUUAUGUUGGAGAAACCUUUUGAUAUGGAAGAAGUGAAGAAGGUAAUAUGGGGUUUUGGUUCAAACAAGUCUCCUAGACCUGAUGGGUUCACUAUGGAGUUAUUUAAAGCUGUUUGGGAAAUUAUCAAGAUUGAUCUUAUGGCUAUCAUAAGGAGGGGAGUAUACAAGAUCAUCACCAAAUUGUUAGCAGAUAGGUUGAAGGUGGUAAAGCCAACUAUUAUAUCUGAGUUCCAAGGGGAGUUUGUGGACAGUAGACAAAUCACAGAUGGCAUUCUCAUUUCCUCUGAGCUAUUUGACUCAAGAGAAAGAGAUAAAAUGCCAGGUUUGGUGGUGGAGGUUGAUCUUUAUAAAGCUUUUGAUAGUAUUAGAUGGAAUUGCUUGGAUUACACACUUUCAAUAUUUGGUUUUGGUAUGAUAUAUGGAGGAACUGGAUUAAAUGGGUUAUCUCUAAAACAAGAUUUGUUAUUUGAAAUUCUUUCUCUUCUGAUCAAAAAGGCUGCUUCUCUGAAGUUAAUAGAUGGUUUUAGGCCUUCUGCUAAAGCUGGUGCAUUAUAUGAUUUGCAAUUUGCAGAUGAUCUUAUAGUUUUCUUAGAUGGGUUGGAAGUUAAUUUCAACAUAAGUGCAAUUGUAACAGUGGGUGUUUCUCAAUUUGCAGCUGGAUAUGCUUCUGUUUUUGGGUUUCAACUAGCUUCCUUCCCUAUGAAUUAUCUUGGUAUUCCAUAG